CGGCCACGGCGGUGACGCACCCUCCGGCCGCGAGAACUUUCAGAGCUUUUGUCGCCUUCGAGGAUGUUUGCUGCUGCCGCGCCGUAAACGUCCCUGUUUUGAGGCUGUUGGAGAAGGGAGAAAAAAAUCCCUGCCAGGGCACGUCUGAACUGUGACAGCCCCGCCCAUUACUAGUCCUGUGGUUUUGCACCUGCCUCACCACCCCUGCCACUUUGAGCGCAAAACCUUCCAGGAGCUCCUCUACCUGCACUGCAGCGUUUACUCAGCCCUGACUCCUGAAUCCUCCCCUGCUCUCCUCCUGUCUCCUCCGCGACUCCUCUGAGGCAUCACGCUGUGAACAGGUAUGCAACAUGAGGGCUGUCUGUGAGCAGCAACUGCAGCCCACCCGCAACUGAUGAAGACGCAGCGGUGAGAAAGAGGAGAAAUCGGUGCAGCCGGGAGCGGAGAUUUGGUGAGUGUUUCAUGUCAGGGGACAGAAAUCCGCGCGUGUCCUUGCACAACGGGUACACGCGCUAAGUAACGGGAGGAGGUGGACGUAAACAUGCAAUAAGUGACAGUGGCAACCAGGUAGUGUACUACGCAAGAGCGCUCCCUCCGGACCUCCUCACUGAACUUUACCCGCUGAGCUUUGACGCGAUGGCUGCUGCUGCUGCUGCUGCUCUGGGGGAAGUUGGAGGCGUCUUGCACGGCAUCGAUGGUGUCCCACAGGUCGGGUCCCAUUUCUACCUGACCCCUCUUGGGGACAGUCCGACGCUUCUAGGGGAGCACCUCCUGCCUGGGGACAGGCUCUCCCGGAGCACCACGGCGGAUCUAACGCACCUGAAAGGGAUUCUCAGGAGGAGACAGUUGUACUGCAGAACUGGGUUUCAUCUGGAAAUACUUCCGGAUGGCACAGUGCAAGGGACGAGGAAGGACCACAGUCGUUUUGGUAUUUUGGAAUUCAUAAGCCUCGCUGUUGGGUUGAUAAGCAUUAGAGGGGUGGACAGUGGACUCUAUCUGGGGAUGAACGACAAAGGAGAGCUGUAUGGCUCUGAGAAGCUCACAGCUGAAUGUGUCUUCAGGGAGCAGUUUGAGGAGAACUGGUACAACACAUACUCUUCCAACCUGUACAAACACGGAGACAAAGGGACACGUUAUUUUGUGGCAUUAAACAAAGACGGGACACCAAGGGACGGGACUAAAUCCAGGCGGCACCAGAAAUUUACACACUUCCUGCCCAGGCCUGUGGACCCUGACCGUGUGCCAGAGCUGUACAGGGAUAUCCUGGGACACAGCUGAGAGCUGGAGGCCCGGUCCAGUUCAGGAAUAGCUGCUAAAGCCCUGGCAGGCAGGGAGCAGAGGAGAGAAGAGAAGAGGGACGCAGGCAGGGAUGUGGUCCGGUGCAGGCUGGUGGACAGCAGCCCGAUCGGCAGGGAUAAAGGCACCGGGGGCCUCUUGUAGGAAUGCACGGGCCAUCUCUCAGCAGCCAGGAAGACGGGCUAGAAUGUCUGCACGCUCGGCAUGAGGGGGGCGUUUGUUUCAGAGGCCGGACGACCCUAAAAAGUACCUGCGUGGAAUAGGAGACGAAUGGGAAACGGAGCUGAAUGAUCAGAGAGCAUCUCCCCUCUGGUCAGAUGGGGACGUCAGCUGAGUCCGUGGGAAUCAUGAGAUGGUACUUUUAAUUUGGGUCCUGUAUCAGAGAGCCGUCGCUUGUUCAGAAGGACUUUGAAGGAAUUCUGUUUUUUCUUACCUGUGUCUAAACCUGUUUGAAAAGAGCAAAAGUGUAACGAUUUAUUUAUUCAUUUUAGAUACAUAUAUUUAUGUUAUAUAUUUAUUUAUUUGAGAAUAUAUUUUUACAGUUAGAUACAUUAAAAUAUAGAAAAACCACUAGAAACUGUAUCGAUUAUAUAAAGACUGAGACACUGUACCAUUAUGUCUUUUAUUCUGAAAAAAAAAAAAGCUAUUGAUAUACUGUAAUAUGACCAAAAGUAUGAAACAUAUUGGCAACUUUUGAAAAAGAUCCCCACGUCUGAAAUGCUCUUUAUUACAAUAUGGCAACUGUGAAUCCAUUUUUAAAAGAAUCUUUGUAACACUGACGUAUUAAUUCUGACCAAACUACUAUUACAUGUGUUGCAGGAGGAAUUGAAGUCAACAAACUGACAGUACAAUCAAUAAAUUGCUCAAAAUGUGAUUAAAAUCAUUUUUUGUCAGCCUAUAUGAACAUAGAUGAAGGUAUUAUCACCAAUAUUCACAACAUUUUUAAU
Messenger RNA from Epinephelus moara (kelp grouper), 2243 nucleotides. RefSeq names its product fibroblast growth factor 20b (gene fgf20b). Gene Ontology annotation, biological process: regulation of cell migration; positive regulation of protein phosphorylation; positive regulation of gene expression. The transcript has 4 exons. Gene Ontology annotation, cellular component: cytoplasm. The record is from RefSeq and is a predicted model, not a curated record. Gene Ontology annotation, molecular function: fibroblast growth factor receptor binding; growth factor activity. Bases 637 to 1278 code for a protein of 213 amino acids. NCBI's taxonomy places the organism in Eukaryota, Metazoa, Chordata, Actinopteri, Perciformes, Serranidae.